AUGCUGGCUGGCUGUGUGGGCCAUCCCGCGCUUCAGAGGGAUGGACGGCCAGGCCUCAUGCUGUUGCUGCUCCUCGUCUGGGGCUUAGGGGUGGCCUUGCUGGAGAGGCCAUGGGACAAACAUCACGAUGCUGCUCAUGAAAUCAUCGAGACCAUCCGAUGGGUCUGUGAAGAAAUCCCGGAUCUCAAGCUCGCUAUGGAGAAUUACGUUUUAAUUGACUAUGACACCAAAAGCUUCGAGAGCAUGCAGAGGCUCUGCGACAAGUACAACCGCGCCAUCGAUAGCAUCCACCAGCUGUGGAAGGGCACCACGCAGCCCAUGAAGCUGAACACGCGGCCGUCCACUGGGCUCCUGCGCCACAUCCUGCAGCAGGUCUACAACCACUCAGUGACUGACCCCGAGAAGCUCAACAACUACGAGCCCUUCUCCCCUGAGGUGUACGGGGAGACCUCCUUCGACCUGGUGGCCCAGAUGAUCGACGAGAUCAAGAUGACCGACGACGACCUGUUUGUGGACUUGGGGAGCGGUGUGGGCCAGGUUGUGCUCCAGGUCGCUGCUGCCACCAACUGCAAACAUCACUAUGGCGUCGAGAAAGCGGACAUCCCGGCCAAGUAUGCGGAGACCAUGGACCGCGAGUUCAGGAAGUGGAUGAAAUGGUAUGGAAAAAAGCAUGCAGAAUACACAUUGGAGAGAGGCGAUUUCCUCUCAGAAGAGUGGAGGGAGCGAAUCGCCAACACGAGUGUUAUAUUUGUGAAUAAUUUUGCCUUUGGUCCUGAGGUGGAUCACCAGCUGAAGGAGCGGUUUGCAAACAUGAAGGAAGGUGGCAGAAUCGUGUCCUCGAAACCCUUUGCACCUCUGAACUUCAGAAUAAACAGUAGAAACUUGAGUGACAUCGGCACCAUCAUGCGCGUGGUGGAGCUGUCGCCUCUGAAGGGCUCGGUGUCAUGGACGGGGAAGCCAGUCUCCUACUACCUGCACACUAUCGACCGCACCAUACUUGAAAACUAUUUUUCUAGUCUGAAAAACCCAAAACUCAGGGAGGAACAGGAGGCAGCCCGGCGCCGCCAGCAGCGCGAGAGCAAGAGCAACGCGGCCACGCCCACCAAGGGCCCCGAGGGCAAGCUGGCUGGCCCCACCGAUGCCCCCAUGGACUCUGGUGCUGAGGAAGAGAAGGCAGGAGCAGCCACCGUGAAGAAGCCAUCUCCCUCCAAAGCCCGCAAGAAGAAGCUCAACAAGAAGGGGAGGAAGAUGGCUGGCCGCAAGCGCGGGCGCCCCAAGAAGAUGAGCACUGCGAACCCCGAGCGGAAGCCCAAGAAGAACCAAACUGCACUGGAUGUCCUGCACGCUCAGACCGUGUCUCAGACGGCAGCCUCCUCGCCCCAGGAUGCCUACAGGUCCCCUCACAGCCCGUUCUACCAGCUACCUCCGAGCGUGCAGCGUCACUCCCCCAACCCGCUGCUGGUGGCGCCCACCCCGCCCGCGUUGCAGAAGCUGCUAGAGUCUUUCAAGAUCCAGUACCUGCAGUUCCUGGCAUACACAAAGACCCCCCAGUACAAGGCCAGCCUACAGGAGCUGCUGGGCCAGGAGAAGGAGAAGAACACCCAGCUCCUGGGCGCGGCUCAGCAGCUCCUCAGCCACUGCCAGGCCCAGAAGGAGGAGAUCAGGAGGCUGUUCCAGCAAAAAUUGGAUGAGCUGGGCGUGAAGGCGCUGACCUACAACGACCUGAUUCAGGCGCAGAAGGAGAUCUCCGCCCACAACCAGCAGCUGCGGGAGCAGUCGGAGCAGCUGGAGCAGGACAACCGUGCGCUGCGCAGCCAGAGCUUGCAGCUGCUCAAGGCUCGCUGCGAGGAGCUGCAGCUGGACUGGGCCACGCUGUCCCUGGAGAAGCUGCUGAAGGAGAAGCAGGCCCUGAAGAGCCAGAUCUCAGAGAAGCAGAGGCACUGCCUGGAGCUGCAGAUCAGCAUCGUGGAGCUGGAGAAGAGCCAGCGGCAGCAGGAGCUCCUGCAGCUCAAGUCCUGUGUGCCGCCUGAUGACGCCCUGUCUCUGCACCUACGCGGGAAGGGUGCCCUGGGCCGCGAGCUGGAGCCUGACGCCAGCCGGCUGCACCUGGAGCUGGACUGCGCCAAGUUCUCGCUGCCUCACUUGAGCAGCAUGAGCCCGGAGCUCUCCAUGAACGGCCAGGCUGCCGGCUAUGAGCUCUGCAGCGCGCUGAGCCGGCCCUCAUCCAAGCAGAACACGCCCCAGUACCUGGCCUCACCCCUCGACCAGGAGGUGGUGCCCUGCACACCCAGCCAUGGCGGCCGGCCGCGCCUGGAGAAGCUGUCUGGCCUGGCUGCACCCGACUACACCAGGCUGUCCCCGGCCAAGAUUGUGCUGAGGCGGCACCUGAGCCAGGACCACACGGUGCCCGGCAGGCCGGCCGCCAGUGAGCUGCACCCGAGAGCUGAGCACACCAAGGAGAACGGCCUUCCCUACCAGAGCCCCAGCGUGCCUGGCAGCAUGAAGCUGAGUCCCCAGGACCCGCGGCCCCUGUCACCUGGGGCCUUGCAGCUUGCUGGAGAGAAGAGCAGUGAGAAGGGCCUGAGAGAGCGCGCCUACGGCAGCAGCGGGGAGCUCAUCACCAGCCUGCCCAUCAGCAUCCCGCUCAGCACCGUGCAGCCCAACAAGCUCCCGGUCAGCAUCCCCCUGGCCAGCGUGGUGCUGCCCAGCCGCGCUGAGAGGGCGAGGAGCACCCCCAGUCCCGUGCUGCAGCCCCGCGACCCCUCGUCCACACUUGAAAAGCAGAUUGGUGCUAAUGCCCACGGCGCUGGGAGCAGAAGCCUUGCCCUGGCCCCCGCAGGCUUCUCCUAUGCUGGCUCGGUGGCCAUCAGCGGGGCCUUGGCGGGCAGCCCGGCCUCCCUCACACCUGGAGCCGAGCCGGCCACCUUGGAUGAGUCCUCCAGCUCUGGGAGCCUUUUUGCCACCGUGGGGUCCCGCAGCUCCACACCACAGCACCCCCUGCUGCUGGCACAGCCCCGGAACUCGCUCCCGGCCUCUCCCGCCCACCAGCUCUCCUCCAGUCCCCGGCUUGGUGGGGCUGCCCAGGGCCCGCUCCCCGAGGCCAGCAAGGGGGACUUGCCCUCAGACUCCGGUUUCUCAGAUCCUGAGAGUGAGGCCAAGAGGAGGAUCGUGUUCACCAUCGCCGCGGGCGCGGGCAGUGCCAGACAGUCGCCCUCCAGCAAGCACAGCCCCCUGACCGCCAGCGCCCGUGGGGACUGCGUGCCGAGCCACGGGCAGGACAGCCGCAAGCGUGGGCGGCGGAAGCGAGCAUCGACGGGGACGCCCAGCUUGAGCGCAGGCGUGUCCCCCAAGCGCCGAGCCCUGCCGUCCGUCGCUGGCCUUUUCACACAACCUUCGGGGUCUCCCCUCAACCUCAACUCCAUGGUCAGUAACAUCAACCAGCCCCUGGAGAUUACAGCCAUCUCGUCCCCCGAGACCUCCCUGAAGAGCUCCCCUGUGCCCUACCAGGACCACGACCAGCCCCCCGUGCUCAAGAAGGAGCGGCCUCUGAGCCAGACCAAUGGGGCACACUACUCCCCGCUCACCUCGGACGAGGAGCCAGGCUCUGAGGAUGAGCCCAGCAGCGCCCGAAUUGAGAGAAAAAUUGCAACAAUCUCCUUAGAAAGCAAAUCUCCCCCGAAAACCUUGGAAAAUGGUGGUGGCUUGGCGGGAAGGAAGCCCACGCCCGCGAGCGAGCCGGUCAACAACAGCAAGUGGAAGUCUACUUUCUCGCCCAUCUCCGACAUCGGCCUGGCCAAGUCUGCAGACAGCCCGCUGCAGGCCAGCUCCACCCUCAGCCAGAACUCCCUGUUCACGUUCCGGCCCGCCCUGGAGGAGCCCCCUGCCGAUGCCAAGCUGGCCACCCACCCCAGGAAAGGCUUUCCUGGCUCUCUGUCGGGGGCUGACGGACUCAGCCCGAGCACCAACCCUGCCAACGGCUGCACCUUUGGCGGGGGCCUGGCCGCGGACCUGAGUUUACACAGCUUCAGCGAUGGUGCUUCUCUUCCCCACAAGGGCCCCGAGGCGGCCGGCCUGAGCUCCCCGCUGAGCUUCCCCUCGCAGCGUGGCAAGGAGGCCUCGGACGCCAACCCUUUCCUGAGCAAGAGGCAGCUGGAUGGCCUGGCUGGGCUGAAGGGCGAGGGCAGCCGCAGCAAGGAGGCAGGGGAGGGCGCUUUCUUGCCCCCCACCUCUGCUGCCUCUCUGCCGCCUGCUAACGCCUCUUUGUCUAUCAAGCUCACCUCCCUCCCGCACAAGGGCGCCCGCCCCUCCUUCACGGUGCACCACCAGCCCCUGCCCCGGCUGGCCCUGGCCCAGGCCGCGCCCGGGAUCCCGCAGGCCAGCGCCACGGGGCCGUCCGCGGUGUGGGUGUCCCUCGGCAUGCCGCCUCCCUAUGCCGCGCACCUUUCGGGGGUUAAGCCGCGAUAA
Molecule: messenger RNA, 4464 nt
Organism: Mandrillus leucophaeus (drill)
Lineage: Eukaryota; Metazoa; Chordata; Mammalia; Primates; Cercopithecidae
Gene: DOT1L
Product: DOT1-like histone H3K79 methyltransferase
Exons: 28
Coding region: 1-4464 (1487 amino acids)
Biological process (GO): regulation of transcription regulatory region DNA binding; heterochromatin formation; DNA damage checkpoint signaling
Cellular component (GO): nucleus
Molecular function (GO): histone H3K79 methyltransferase activity
Source: RefSeq, a predicted model, not a curated record